GCCGCUGCCGGCGAAUGGAGAGCCGCGCAAGAUGGCGGCACUACCUGAGGAGCCGGCGGAGGUGGUGGCGGUAAAGCCGGACCCUGAGGCGGGGCCACCGCCGCAGCCUCCUGCUGCUCCCCCGGCCGCCGCCGCCGCUCCCGCCGCUCCUUCGGCCGCGGCGGCGGAGGGGGAUGCGGCGGGCGGCGGCGCGGAGGCGGUGCCCCCUAAGCCGGCAGCAGCGGGCCCGGCCGCCUCCCCGGCCGCGCUGGACCGGCAGACGCUCGUGGCCGUGCUGCAGUUCCUGCGGCGCAGCAACCUCCGCGAGUCCGAGGAGAUCCUGCGCCGCGAAGCCCGUCUGCUCGGCGAUGACCUCGGUGCCGCUGCCCUCAGCCCCGCCGGCGCCGGGCUUCAAGGAGCCGCGGGCGGCGAUGCGGACUCCGCGGGUGGCGAGGCGCUGCUCAGCCGGGUCACCGCCACUACCGCCAUCGCCAUAGGAGGGAACGUCGCCACUGUCGCGUCUUCCAGCCCUGGGGUGGCGGCAGUCCCAGCCGUGCCGCCGCCGAAAGUUGGAGGAGGCGUGGUUGUGGAAGAUCAGCCAGAUGUGAGUGCAGUAUUGUCUGCCUACAAUCAACAGGGGGACCCAACGCUGUACGAGGAAUACUACAGUGGAUUGAAACACUUCAUUGAGUGCUCCCUGGACUGCCAUCGAGCGGAAUUAUCUCAGCUGUUUUAUCCUCUCUUUGUGCACAUGUACUUGGAAUUGGUCUACAACCAACAUGAGAGUGAAGCAAAGUCUUUUUUUGAAAGAUUUCAUGGGGAUCAGGAGUGCUAUUACCAGGAUGACCUGCGUGUGUUAUCUAGCUUAACCAAAAAAGAGCACAUGAAAGGUAACGAGACCAUGCUGGAUUUCCGAACAAGCAAGUUUGUGCUGCGCAUUUCCCGUGACUCUUACCAGCUCUUGAAGAGGCAUCUUCAGGAAAAGCAGAACAAUCAGAUCUGGAACAUUGUUCAGGAACAUCUUUACAUCGAUAUCUUUGAUGGAAUGCCUCGCAGUAAGCAGCAGAUUGAUGCUAUGGUUGGAAGCUUGGCUGGGGAGGCAAAACGAGAAGCUAAUAAAGCAAAGGUUUUCUUUGGCUUACUGAAAGAACCAGAGUUUGAUGUCCCUUUGGAUGAUGAAGAUGAAGAAGGAGAAAAUGAGGAAGGAAAGCCAAAGAAGAAAAAACCUAAAAAAGAUAGUGCAGGGUCAAAAAGUAAAAAACAAGACCCUAAUGCUCCUCCUCAAAACAGAAUUCCUCUGCCUGAACUGAAAGACUCUGACAAGCUGGAUAAAGUCAUGAAUAUGAAGGAAGCUGCGAGGCGUGUGCGUCUUGGCCCAGAGUGCCUGCCCUCCAUCUGUUUCUACACGUUCCUUAAUGCUUACCAGGGUCUGACUGCAGUGGAUAUUACAGAUGACUCUAGCAUGAUUGUAGGAGGCUUUGCUGACUCAACUGUCAGAGUGUGGUCUGUGACUCCAAAAAAGCUACGUAGUGUGAAAACAGCAGCAGACCUCAGUCUCAUUGACAAAGAAUCAGAUGAUGUCUUGGAGAGGAUCAUGGAUGAGAAAACAGCAAGUGAGUUGAAGAUUUUGUAUGGUCACAGUGGACCUGUCUAUGGCACCAGCUUCAGUCCUGAUAGGAACUAUCUGCUGUCUUGUUCUGAGGAUGGCACUGUCAGAUUGUGGAGCCUGCAAACAUUCACAUGUUUGGUGGGAUAUAAAGGACACAAUUAUCCAGUGUGGGAUACACAGUUCUCUCCUUAUGGUUAUUACUUUGUGUCAGGGGGACAUGACAGAGUGGCUCGUCUGUGGGCAACAGAUCACUACCAGCCUUUACGGAUAUUUGCUGGCCAUCUUGCUGAUGUGACGUGUACUCGAUUUCAUCCAAACUCCAACUACAUUGCCACAGGCUCGGCAGACAGGACUGUACGCCUCUGGGAUGUUUUGAAUGGGAAUUGUGUAAGAAUAUUCACUGGACAUAAGGGACCAAUUCAUUCACUGGCAUUUUCUCCUAAUGGACGAUUCCUGGCUACUGGAGCAACAGAUGGAAGAGUUCUGCUGUGGGACAUUGGACAUGGCUUGAUGGUUGGAGAACUGAAAGGGCACACUGACACUAUCUACGCACUCAGAUUCAGUAGAGAUGGGGAGAUUCUAGCAUCAGGUUCAAUGGAUAAUACAGUUCGUCUGUGGGAUGCGGUGAAGGCAUUUGAAGAUUUAGAAACAGAUGACUUUACUACAGCCACUGGACAUAUAAACUUGCCUGAAAACUCACAGGACUUGUUACUUGGUACAUACAUGACCAAAUCAACCCCAGUCAUACACCUCCACUUCACCCGCCGAAACCUGCUGCUGGCUGCGGGAGCCUACAGCUCCCAGUGAACUGGGAAGCUCACACUGACUGUGCCAAGGCAGUAGCGACCUCAGGCUGUGAGACAAGGGAGAAUGUCUUGUUCAGGUGGAUCCCACUAGUCUGUGGCAGAAAAAAACCUAUAUAAACUAAUGGAAGCAGCAUGUUCUUAGUUCUGCUAUUUCAUAGUUAUCCACAGUUUGAAAAUGCUGGAGAUUGUGGCCAUAAAAGAUGGAACGAUCAUGGUGCUUUUGAUAAAAUAAGUAUAUAUAUAUACACACACACAUAUAUAUAUAUAUAUAUAUGAGAAAAUGGCUGGCUCCUCUCAGACAUGCUGUUGAGCUCUGCUGAAAUGUGGAAAGUUUAACAGCCUUGGGAUGUGUUCCCUGAUUUUUUUUUUUACAGCACUUAAUUUACGGUCAGCAAAUCUCUCAUCGGUCUCAUGUUUCAUCAGUCUCAAACACAAGCACAAACUGUUCCAUUUCAAAAAAGAAGAAUGUAGUUUAAAUCAUUUUAAGCCUGUGCCGGGCAACAGGUAUGGUGAGAGUGUCACAGCAACAGCCAGGGCAUUGAAAGAGGAGGUCCAACAGGCAAAGGCGUGUGGGGAACUGCUGCAAAGUUAGACGUGUGGGUUUUUUGCAUCCAGGUAUCAAGUCCUGAAAGACUUCGAACUCCUGUGCUGAGGUAUUGGAAAGGCAGAUCUUGUUCUUCUGUUUUCACAGGUAGCCAAUCCUAGACGUGUGCUAAGCAACCAGAAGUGCAAUGGGAACUUUUAUUGACUUUCAGAGUUUACUGUAUAAAAAAGCAAAAAAAAGGAGGGGCUGAAGCACUCAUUAUCUAAAACAUGGACUUAAACCCUUUUAUGUUGUCUUAUGCGGGUAUUUUAGGGUUUUUUAUGUCUCCUUUCUGCUUAAUGUUUAAGAUAUCAAAGUGGAAAACUAGCCAAGAAAUUGAAACGUCAUUGCAGAGUGAAAGGAUUAAUCAGUUCCCAGUGUAUGAAUGGGCUUGCUUUUGAAAGGUCAACUUGUCUGCUCAAGUGACAGUUUCCACCCACAAAGAUCUUGUGCCCCAGUAAGUCCUCCUGGACAAUCACUGAAACUCAGUGCUUUGUUGCUAAGGAAGAGUAAAACUUCUUUGAGCAGAAACCACCACCACCACAGGCUAAGUCCACUUUGGUGGGGUUUAGGGCUUGUUUCUGUUUUGUUGUUUGGGUUUUUGGUUUUGUUAAUCCCUGACAAACUGAUACAGGGAAAUCUGGUUUGUAAUUGCACACAAUCUGCUGGCUCUCUAAUGAAAAUAAAACCAAGACUUGAUAUUUCUAAGGUAAAGUAAAUGGAGAACUGCCUCCCCUCUCAUCCUCUGACUUAUGGAGUGAAGGUACAGUACAGGCAUUAUACAUCAAAAGAAAGGGUGAAAACAUAAUGAGGAAGCUCACCUGGAAGUUUUCCUUAAAGAGGUUAAAACUGAAUUAGUAUGGAUUUUUUUGUGUAAUGGUAUAUGCAAAAGUUACUGGCUCUCAAAUCCAACUGGUCCUAUUACAAUUGUGGUGAAUCAAAUGAUUUACUUCAAAUAUGUAUAGUUCUGACAGCCUCAAGUAAACACUGCCACAUUCUGCCUUUGUAUAUUGUACAGUUUUAUACUUUUGAUAUGAUAAUAAAUACUAAACCCACAUAGUUUGUGUCUAUU
Molecule: messenger RNA, 4049 nt
Organism: Colius striatus (speckled mousebird)
Lineage: Eukaryota; Metazoa; Chordata; Aves; Coliiformes; Coliidae
Gene: TAF5
Product: TATA-box binding protein associated factor 5
Exons: 11
Coding region: 32-2395 (787 amino acids)
Biological process (GO): transcription initiation at RNA polymerase II promoter
Cellular component (GO): transcription factor TFIID complex
Molecular function (GO): protein binding; RNA polymerase II general transcription initiation factor activity
Source: RefSeq, a predicted model, not a curated record